GCAGUCAGGAUGGGAGGGCGGGAUUCGUGACCCGACGCCGAGAGAGAGGACGGCCGAGCGGGAAUCAACAGUAGUCUCCCUUGAAGAACUGCUUCCUUGAAGAAUUUGCUGCCUGGAGUUAACAUUGUUUCCUGCUGGCAGAAUCAGGGACAUGCCAGCACUGUAAGGCUUAAUCUCCUGAUCCUCUUACCAGUUCUUGGCCAGGGUAGGGGAACCGGGAAGAAAGAGAGUCCUUGGUUUGCUCCUGCUUCUCUUUAGGCAUGCCAAGUCAUAGUGCAGCUUCCUUUUCCUAUUGGUUCUUUCCAUAGCCUCGUUUCUCUUUCCUCUUGUACCCUUGUAGUUCCCUCUCGUUGUCUAGUUCCCUAUACCCCAUCCCUACCCACUGUAAGGGUGCUGGCUUCUAAGCUGAUGGGGUACCCACUCCUGCAGAGCGGGAUGAGUGGGUGUUCCGGCGGGGAUGUGGUCAUUGACGGCCAAUGAGGACGAGAGCACUACAGCCCACUUCUUCCUCGGAGCUGGAGAUGAGGGCUUGGGCACCUGUGGAAUAGACAUGAGGAUGGAAGAGAGUGACAGUGAGCUCCUUGAGGACGAGGAGGAUGAAGUGCCUCCAGAACCUCAAAUUAUUGUUGGCAUCUGUGCCAUGACCAAGAAAUCUAAGUCCAAGCCAAUGACCCAAAUCCUAGAGCGACUCUGCAGGUUUGACUACCUGACUGUUGUCAUCCUGGGAGAAGAUGUCAUCCUCAACGAACCUGUGGAGAACUGGCCAUCCUGCCACUGUCUCAUUUCCUUCCACUCCAAAGGCUUUCCUCUGGACAAAGCUGUUGCUUACUCCAAGCUCCGAAAUCCCUUCCUUAUCAAUGAUCUGGCCAUGCAGUAUUACAUCCAAGAUAGGAGGGAGGUGUACCGGAUCCUGCAGGAGGAAGGUAUCGAUCUGCCAAGAUAUGCUGUACUCAACCGUGACCCCGCCUGUCCUGAGGAGUGCAACCUGAUAGAAGGUGAAGACCAGGUGGAGGUCAAUGGGGCUGUCUUUCCCAAGCCCUUUGUGGAGAAGCCAGUGAGUGCAGAGGACCACAAUGUUUACAUCUACUACCCCAGCUCUGCUGGAGGAGGAAGCCAGCGCCUCUUCCGUAAGAUUGGCAGCCGGAGCAGUGUCUACUCCCCCGAGAGCAGCGUCCGGAAGACAGGAUCGUACAUCUAUGAGGAGUUUAUGCCAACAGAUGGCACAGAUGUUAAGGUGUAUACAGUGGGGCCAGAUUAUGCCCAUGCUGAAGCGAGAAAGUCUCCAGCUUUGGAUGGGAAGGUGGAAAGAGACAGUGAGGGGAAAGAGGUUCGCUAUCCAGUCAUGUUGACCGCCAUGGAAAAACUGGUGGCCAGGAAGGUCUGCGUGGCUUUUAAGCAAACAGUUUGUGGAUUUGACCUUCUUCGUGCCAAUGGUCACUCCUUUGUGUGCGACGUCAAUGGCUUUAGCUUUGUCAAGAACUCGAUGAAAUAUUAUGAUGAUUGUGCCAAGAUUCUGGGGAACACCAUUAUGCGGGAACUUGCCCCACAGUUCCAGAUACCAUGGUCCAUCCCCACAGAAGCUGAGGACAUUCCCAUCGUCCCCACCACAUCUGGCACCAUGAUGGAGCUCCGCUGUGUCAUUGCGAUUAUCCGUCACGGAGAUCGCACUCCCAAGCAAAAGAUGAAGAUGGAGGUGACGCACCCAAGGUUUUUUGCUCUAUUUGAAAAACACGGUGGAUACAAGACGGGAAAGUUAAAACUGAAGCGGCCUGAGCAGCUCCAGGAGGUGCUGGACAUUACAAGGCUGCUGCUGACUGAACUGGAGAAAGAACCAGGCAUGGAGAUUGAGGAGAAGACCGGGAAACUGGAGCAGCUCAAGUCCGUGCUGGAGAUGUAUGGCCACUUCUCAGGUAUUAAUCGGAAGGUGCAGCUGACUUACUACCCCCACGGGGUGAAAGCUUCGAAUGAGGGCCAAGAUCCACAGAGAGAAGCCCUGGCACCAUCCCUCCUGCUGGUACUGAAGUGGGGUGGAGAGCUGACCCCUGAUGGCCGUGUUCAGGCCGAGGAGCUGGGGCGAGCCUUUCGCUGCAUGUACCCUGGAGGCCAGGGUGACUAUGCCGGCUUCCCUGGCUGCGGGCUGCUCCGUCUCCACAGCACUUUCCGUCAUGACCUCAAGAUCUACGCCUCGGACGAGGGGCGCGUCCAGAUGACUGCUGCCGCCUUUGCAAAGGGCCUCCUGGCUCUAGAAGGGGAGCUCACACCCAUUUUGGUGCAAAUGGUGAAGAGUGCCAACAUGAAUGGGCUGCUGGACAGCGACAGUGACUCUCUGAGCAGCUGCCAGCACCGCGUGAAGGCACGGCUGCACCACAUACUGCAGCAGGAUGCACCCUUUGGCCCCGAGGACUAUGACCAGCUGGCUCCCACUGGUAGUGCUUCUCUGCUCAACUCCAUGUCUAAAAUCCAGAAUCCUGUGAAAGUCUGUGAUCAGGUGUUCGCCCUGAUUGAAAACCUUACCCACCAGAUUCGGGAGCGGAUGCAGGACCCCAGCUCUGUAGACCUGCAACUCUACCACAGUGAGACUCUAGAGCUAAUGCUGCAGCGUUGGAGCAAACUGGAGCGUGACUUUCGACAAAAGAGCGGGCGGUAUGACAUCAGUAAGAUCCCUGAUAUCUACGACUGUGUCAAGUACGAUGUACAACACAAUGGAAGUCUGGGACUUCAAGGCACAGCCGAGUUGCUACAUCUUUCAAAAGCUCUGGCCGAUGUGGUCAUCCCCCAGGAGUAUGGGAUCAGUCGAGAGGAGAAAAUGGAAAUUGCUGUGGGCUUCUGUCUUCCACUCCUGCGGAAAAUCCUGCUUGACUUGCAGAGAACCCACGAGGAUGAGUCUGUCAACAAGCUGCAUCCCCUGUACUCCCGUGGGGUGCUCUCUCCAGGCCGCCAUGUUCGGACACGUCUCUACUUUACCAGUGAGAGUCACGUUCACUCCCUACUCAGUGUCUUCCGUUAUGGGGGGCUUCUGGAUGAGACCCAGGAUGCACAAUGGCAGCGAGCUUUGGCUUAUCUUAGUGCCAUCUCAGAGCUCAACUACAUGACCCAGAUUGUUAUCAUGCUCUAUGAGGACAACACUCGGGACCCCUUGUCAGAGGAGCGGUUCCAUGUGGAGCUGCAUUUCAGCCCUGGGGUGAAAGGUGUCGAAGAAGGCAGCGCCCCAGCUGGCUGUGGAUUCCGUCCAGCCUCUUCUGAGAACGAGGAGAUGAAAGCCGAUCAAGGCAGCAUAGAGAACCUAUGCCCGGGGAAGGCAGCAGAUGAACCAGACCGAGCAUUGCAGACCUCACCCCAGCCUGUUGAGGGCACUGGCCUCCCAAGGAGAUCACCCCUCAUUCGGAAUCGAAAAGCUGGCUCCAUGGAGGUCAUGAACAUGCAGUGCACGGGGAACCUGGACCUGAUCCCCUUGAGGGGACGGCGCCGCAGGAGGUCAGGAGACCUCCCCAGGCUUUCCCCAGCCAUCAGCCUACAGCCCCGGGCUGUGUCCACCACUCACCUGGCUUCCUGCACACAGGUGCUGUCUGAAACUUCAUCUUCGAGACCUGGUGGCUACCGGCUAUUUUCAUCUUCACGGCCACCAACCGAGAUGAAGCAGAGCGGCCUCGGCUCACAGUGCACAGGGCUGUUCAGCACCACAGUGCUGGGUGGCUCCUCCAGCGCUCCGAAUCUUCAGGACUACGCCCGCAGCCAUGGCAAAAAGCUCCCGCCUGCCAGUCUAAAGCACCGAGAUGAGCUCUUGUUUGUCCCGGCCGUAAAACGAUUUUCUGUGUCGUUUGCAAAGCAUCCGACUAACGAGCUGCUGGAUGACCAGCACCCUGUGGUCCGGUUGCUGCGCACUCUGUCCUCUGACUGCCCAAGGGGCUGGCCAGUCUCCUUGGAUGCCACGCUGGCACACCACCUGCACCAGUGCGCCUACCACCUGCGCCUCUUCCGGAACUGGCUGCGCUCAGGCCAGGAUGACCCCGAGUGCCUCUACGGAUUUGAAGGGUGCUCCAUGGUACCUACCAUCUACCCCCUGGAAACACUACAUAAUGCCCUUUCCUUGCGGCAAGUGAGUGAAUUCUUAACUAAAGUCUGCCAACGCCACACUGAUGCCCACGCACAGGCAUCUGCAGCCCUCUUUGACUCUAUGCACAACAACCAGGCCUCAGAGAGCCCGUUCUCCCCACCCCGUACUCUUCACUCGCCACCCCUGCAGCUCCGGCAGCGCUCUGAAAAGCCACCUUGGUACAGCAGUGGUCCUUCCAGUGCCGUGUCCAGUGCUGGCCCUUCCUCUCCCACUGCCGUGGAUGGAAACUCACAUUUUGGCUUCCGUGAUCAGUCCUCUGUAAAUACACAUAUGAGUGAAGAAAACCAAGGCCUUGGGUUGCUCCAGGGCACUCCUGGAGAUGGAACACAAGAGUUCCCUGUAGAAAGACAGCAAGAGCUCGUUGAGCCAAAUCAGCCCCCUCAAGAGCCACCUGUCGAGAUCAGCCCUCUAGGAGGUCAAGGUGUUGCCGAGGUCAGCCAGACGUGCCAGGAGGUCCCGGACAUCAGCCAGCUGUUCCUGAAGAACCAUGACACUGAUGCCAGCACACGUCAGCCAUGCCAGAAGGCCAGCCGGCUCUCUCAGAGAGUCUCUGAGGAAGUUUGCCAACUCUUUCAAGACAACCCUGAGGAGAGCAACCAGCUGGGCCAGGAGGUCCAUGCUUCCCCUGUGGGGGUUGGUCGCAUGGUCCAAGAAACCUUUAUGGAAAUUGGCAGGCCAACCCAAGAGAUCCCUGAAGAGAUCAGCCCACCAUGCCAAGAGUUCUCUCUGGAGGUUGGCGUGCUGGCUCAGGAGGUUCCUGCCAUCAUCACGUUGUCUCAAGACAUCCCUGAGGCUGACAAACCAUCCCAAGAGCUCGCUGAGGAGACUGGUCUGCAGGCUCAGGAGAUCUCUGAGGAGACUGAUCAGGACUCCAGGAUGGUCCCUGAGGUGGUUGAUGAGCUGCCUAGUGAGGCUAUCCCCCAAGGCCAGGGUCUGUCUAGUGAUGCAAACACUGAAAGCCAGUCCCUGGCCCAUGCCCAGCACUCAUCCCUUCCACCAGCAAUGUGUAAUUAGCUGCCUUCUCAUUCGGUGUCACUCUGCCAGCCAGAACCUCCCUGUUGGCUAACACACUAGCCAGAGCAAGGCCUGGGCUCACACCAGGGGUAUCUAAAGAAGUAGGCCUUCUGGCAUGAAACAUACUUCUGCCAGAGCUUAUGCCUGAGGAAGAGCCAGCUUAUGUUCGGAGCAGCUACCGGCUCUUCACUUAGCCAUGAGGUGGGAAACUGCAGGUUGUUCGAGGAAACACCACUUAACUGUUGAAGAUGCCAUGGAGGAGACAACAAAUAUAAAAUGCAAGGCAGCAGGCUCUCUACUUGUUGAAGGAAAUAUUCACAACUUCUUAAGGUACCCUCAGACCAUACGUGCAUUAAAGGAAGCUCUUGUCUUCACUAUCACAGGCAGGCCCAGGAUAGCCAUCUGAAAUGUCUGCAAAAUAGAGUUCUCUUCUCACAAACAUCUGUCACGGCCACUCAUGGUUUUAGACUGGGCUUAUGGAUGUUUCCAUAUAAUUGCCAAGUGCUCCCUCUACCCUAGUCCUGUUCCUCUGGAGAGUGACUCUAGAGAAAAAUAGAGUGACUGCUUAGAAUGCUCUGGGAGAUUUGGAUCCACCUAUGAAGCUAGGCCUCCUUUUGUCAAGAGGCUGUUGGGCUUAGAAGAUGCUGUAGUAGAGAUAAUCAAGUUCUAUUUUAAGCAAUUAGCAGAGAUCAAUGUUGUACAGACAUGAGCAAAGAUUUAAUAUAUAUAUAUAUUAUAUAUAUAUAUAUAUAUAAACAUAUAUAUUUCUGUAGUUUGCCAGGGACAGACUGGCCAAAGAUCAAACACUCCAGGGUCCCCAAGAGGUUUAUCCUUAUAUCAUGUGUCUUUAGAACCAUAUGUGAUUAUGAAGCUUUUCCCAAAGAUCACGGAUGGGAGUGGGUAUGGGUAAGGCCGCCAUUGGAGUCAGGGGCCAGAACAUGGCCAGUGCUCAAUAAACAGCAAAUAAUGAGAUUGCUGGAGUGGUGACGCCUUUGUGAACUCAAUAAUGAAUAUGUAAGCCAA
This is a messenger RNA of Onychomys torridus (southern grasshopper mouse), 6151 nucleotides long. It is a transcript of the gene Ppip5k1, whose product is annotated as diphosphoinositol pentakisphosphate kinase 1. The record is from RefSeq and is a predicted model, not a curated record. The coding region runs from base 458 to 5128 and encodes 1556 amino acids. Gene Ontology annotation, molecular function: inositol hexakisphosphate kinase activity; 5-diphosphoinositol pentakisphosphate 1-kinase activity; diphosphoinositol pentakisphosphate kinase activity. The transcript has 32 exons. Gene Ontology annotation, biological process: inositol metabolic process; inositol phosphate biosynthetic process. Gene Ontology annotation, cellular component: cytosol. NCBI's taxonomy places the organism in Eukaryota, Metazoa, Chordata, Mammalia, Rodentia, Cricetidae.